AUGGCGAACGACGAAUACGACUUUCUCUUCAAGGUCGUCCUGAUCGGAGACUCAGGCGUCGGCAAAUCCAACCUCCUCUCUCGAUUCACCCGCAACGAGUUCAACCUCGAUUCGAAGUCCACGAUCGGUGUCGAGUUCGCUACUAGGAGCAUUCAGGUGGAUAACAAGACCAUCAAGGCGCAGAUCUGGGACACCGCGGGCCAGGAGCGUUACCGUGCGAUUACAUCUGCCUACUAUCGUGGAGCCGUGGGCGCGUUGCUCGUAUACGACAUCUCCAAGCACAACACAUACGAGAAUGUUACCCGGUGGUUGAAAGAGCUGAGAGAUCAUGCGGAUACGAACAUUGUGAUCAUGUUGGUGGGAAACAAGAGCGAUCUGCGUCACCUCCGAGCAGUCCCUACAGAGGAGGCUAAGCAGUUCGCAUCCGAGAACGGCCUCAGCUUCAUCGAGACCUCAGCUCUUGACGCAUCGAACGUUGAGCUUGCCUUCCAGAACGAACUCACCGAGAUCUACCGGAUCGUGAGCUCCAAAGCACUGGACCAGGGUGAACAGACAGCUGGGCCUUCACAAGGAAGCGCGAUUCCACUCUCGAGCAGCACACCACCGGGCGAUGCCACGAAGAAGGGCCAGUGUUGCUAG
Messenger RNA from Fulvia fulva, 639 nucleotides. Its product is annotated as Ras-related protein Rab-11A. The transcript is spliced from 6 exons. The record is from RefSeq and is a predicted model, not a curated record. NCBI's taxonomy places the organism in Eukaryota, Fungi, Ascomycota, Dothideomycetes, Mycosphaerellales, Mycosphaerellaceae. Gene Ontology annotation, cellular component: recycling endosome. Gene Ontology annotation, molecular function: GTP binding; GTPase activity. Gene Ontology annotation, biological process: exocytosis. Bases 1 to 639 code for a protein of 212 amino acids.